Messenger RNA from Linum trigynum, 1915 nucleotides. The record is from the annotation of a GenBank genome assembly. Lineage: Eukaryota; Viridiplantae; Streptophyta; Magnoliopsida; Malpighiales; Linaceae.
CUUCUCCACACACAACACAACCUCCUUCUUCACUCUUCACUCUUCACUCUUCACCCAUUUCUUCUAAGCGAAAAAUGGAAAACCUCGACAACCACAAUACCUUCCUCAUGACCUCGAAAGACACAAGCUGGUACUUCUUCACCCUCCCCGCAUUCCUCGGCACCAAAACCCUCCUCGGCGAUGGCGACACCUACUACCUCCUCUUCUCCCUCCUCGCCGCCUUCCUCUCCCUCGCCGCCGUCACCUGGCUCUUCACCCCAGGUGGCGCAGCAUGGCGCCACGGCCGCACCUCCCGCGGCCCGGCCCACAUCCCUGGCCCACGCGGGCUCCCAGUAUUCGGCAGCCUCUUCGCCCUCAGCCGCGGCCUAGCCCACCGCACCCUGGCUUCCAUGGCUUGGGCCAGAUCCGGGACCAACAAGCAGCUAAUGGCUCUCAGCCUCGGCGGCUCCACUCCCCUCGUCGUAUCCUCCGACCCGGCCACGGCGCGGGAGAUUCUCACAUCGGUCGGCUUCGCCGACCGUCCCAUCAAGCAGUCGGCUCGGAGCCUAAUGUUCGAGCGCGCCAUCGGGUUCGCACCCAACGGCUCGUACUGGCGGCUCCUCAGAAAAAUCGCCUCGGCUCACCUCUUCUCCCCGAGACGCAUUGCGGCUCACGAGCCGAUGAGGCAAGCCGAGUGCGCCGCGAUGCUGGACGGCUUGGCCAUCGAAAUGGCUACCAAAGGACGCGUGGUGCUCCGGUCCCACCUCCAGCUGGCGUCUCUUAACAACAUAAUGGGGAGCGUCUUUGGGAAGCGAUACGACGCCGUGGAGGACCGGUUCGAGCUGGAGCAGCUCAAGGAGAUGGUUCGCGAAGGGUUCGACCUGCUGGGCGCUUUCAACUGGUCCGAUUACCUGCCCUGGCUCAGCUGGUUCUACGACCCUUGCAAGAUCAACGAGCGCUGCGCCAAGCUCGUGCCACGUGUCAGGGUACUCGUGAAGGGAAUUAUCGAGGAGCACCGAGCGAAAGGGAAGUUCGGCGGUGACGGUGGCGAUUUCGUUGACGUCUUGCUGUCGUUGGAAGGAGAGGAGAAGCUCGAAGAGGACGACAUGAUCGCUGUCUUAUGGGAGAUGAUAUUCAGGGGAACCGAUACGACCGCGCUGCUAACCGAGUGGGUGAUGGCCGAGCUGGUCCUCCACCCUGAAAUCCAGCAGAAGCUACGUGCUGAGCUGGACACCAUAGCUGCUGACUUGACGGAUGCUGACGUGGCGAAAUCGCCUUACCUUCAGGCCGUGGUGAAAGAGACGCUACGUGUACACCCGCCAGGCCCGCUGCUAUCGUGGGCCAGGCUGUCCACGUCGGACGUCCAGCUCAGCAACGGGAUGGUGGUCCCUUCCGGCACCACGGCAAUGGUGAACAUGUGGGCCAUCACCCACGACCCGGAGGUUUGGGCCGACCCGUUGGAGUUUCGACCCGAGAGGUUCGUGGAGAAAGGCGGCGACGUGGAUGUUCGCGGUGGCGACUUGAGGCUGGCUCCUUUUGGUGCUGGACGUAGGGUUUGCCCCGGGAAGAAUCUGGGGAUGAAUACGGUGGCGCUCUGGGUGGCGAAGCUGGUGAACCGGUUCGAGUGGGCCGAGGAUGUGGUCGAGCCGGUAGAUCUCGACGAGGUGUUGAAGCUUUCCUGCGAGAUGAAGCAUCCUUUGCAUGCGGUGGUCGUGGCUAGGAGUUAGGGUUUUUUUAAUAACCAUGCAGUGACGUAGAAACAAAGAAGUAUGAUGGGUGUGGUGGUGAUGUUUUGAUCUUUUGUUGCUAUCUUAGCCCUUAGGGUUUGGAUAUUUCUGCUCUUUUUAUCUUUGUCGCAUUUUGGAUUGCUAUCGAUGCCAUAAGGGUGUGAUAGUUUAAAAGGGAAAGCGUCGUAAAAUAAUGUAGCGCUUUUCCU